UAAAGCAUUCCCGCGCGAGUUCAAUUUCCAUCUUCUUCUCAUCUAAAAAUUGUCGAAACUUUCCGAAGAAAAAACCUAAUGUAAACCAAUUUCUCUUUCGAAAUCUCUACAGAAUUUAUCAAACGAUCAUGGCUUCUUCUCCAGAAUUCCGUGGAACAACAACCCCCAACAGCUGCGGCGCUUCAGUUUCUCACUUCCAGAAAACAGUUCGCUUGCUCGAUUGGUGGUUAACCAGAGCUGAAAGUAACUCCAAUGGGAAAACCCUAGCCGUUGCCGGCUUAACAUCCACACCGGGACAACCUGUUCGAGUAUUUUCUUCUGCUCCCAUCGUUAAGAGACACGAUGUUUUCACUCUGGAGACUGCUGAUGGAAUCUGUGUUGUUCUCAAGGGUUUCAUAAACAAACUGCGUACAACUGAUAAUGGGUUCACGCCUCAGGUUUUCAAGCAUUUUUUGUUUGGGUUUCCUCCCAACUGGGAAACUCAUGCAGCUAAUUGCUUUGAGGGAGGAGCUUCUGAUAGUACUGCUCCUGGGGGAAAUGUUUCUCAUAAAGAUAAUUUGCCCUGUACAUCAAAAAGUGUUACUGAUGCCGACAUGAACAACGGUACACUUACCAAUAUGAAUUCUCCAUUGCGUGAGAUUUCUCCAAGUAAUGGAUUGGAUCAUGGAGAUUCUAUGGCCGAAGAAACAAUGCAGACUACUAGUGCAACUGAAACUCCAGUACCAUUCACGGGUGCUAACGUUCAAGAUGAAGAAGUUGACAACAAAGGAAAAAAAGAGACAGAAUCGCGGAAGAAGGUCAAGAAGAAAAUUAUUUUUUAUUCACCUGGAAGUAGUGUUAGUAUGAAUACAAGAGGAAGGAAGGAGUGUCUAAUAUCUCCAGAAUGUAGGAGUUAUGGGCGAUCCCGAUCAGGGCGAGUCCUUCUGCCGACAAUGGAGUUUUGGCGCAACCAAUUACCUGUUUACGACUCGGAUCGAAAGUUAAGAGGAAUACGUGAAGAUCAGCAGGACAAAAAACAACAAUCACAACCAAGAGGCAGGAAGAGCACAGGUGAAAAGAAAGCGAAAAGAUAGUUAAAGUGAGAAUGUGAUCAUGGUAUCAAAUAUAGGUUUCUACUUAUUCCCAAACUUUGAAGUCCAAACCAAAUGUAUAAUUGUGUUUAUAUUUUUGUACGUUUUGCCCCUUGUAGUUUGUUUUGAGCAUUUGCACCUAUGUACUAGUCUCAUAAUAACUUAAUCUACCUAAUUAAUCAUCGAUACACGUCCAUCUUCUUUCUCA
Cucumis melo (muskmelon) is the source of this 1278-nucleotide messenger RNA. Its product is annotated as kinetochore-associated protein KNL-2 homolog. The coding region runs from base 129 to 1073 and encodes 314 amino acids. The record is from RefSeq and is a predicted model, not a curated record. NCBI's taxonomy places the organism in Eukaryota, Viridiplantae, Streptophyta, Magnoliopsida, Cucurbitales, Cucurbitaceae. The transcript has 10 exons.